This is a messenger RNA of Condylura cristata (star-nosed mole), 949 nucleotides long. RefSeq names its product ELL associated factor 2 (gene EAF2). Gene Ontology annotation, biological process: regulation of transcription elongation by RNA polymerase II; positive regulation of DNA-templated transcription. NCBI's taxonomy places the organism in Eukaryota, Metazoa, Chordata, Mammalia, Eulipotyphla, Talpidae. Bases 84 to 875 code for a protein of 263 amino acids. Gene Ontology annotation, cellular component: super elongation complex. The transcript has 6 exons. Gene Ontology annotation, molecular function: transcription elongation factor activity. The record is from RefSeq and is a predicted model, not a curated record.
UGCAAAUGCAGCUGCUUUGGGCUGAGGUGGCAGAAGAUCGUGAGCGUCGGUGACCGAAGCAAAGCCUGAACCCCAAGAUAAAGAUGACUGGAGCAGUGGGACCCUGGCACAUUGAUAAUCGCGAGCGGGUUCUCAAAUUAGGCGACAGCUUCGAGAAGAAGCCCCGCUGCGCCUUCCAUACUGUGCGCUAUGACUUCAAACCUGCUUCUAUUGACACUUCUUGUGAAGGAGACCUUGAGGUUGGCAAGGGUGAACAGGUGACAAUAACUCUGCCAAAUAUUGAAGGUUCAACUACACCAGUUAGUGUUUUCAAAGGGUCAAAGAAACCUUACUUAAAAGAAUGCAUUUUGAUUAUUAACCAUGAUACUGGAGAAUGUCGACUAGAAAAACUCAGCAGCAACAUCACUGUUAAAAAAACAAGAGUUGAAGGAAGCAGUAAAAUUCAGUAUCGUAUAGAGCAACAGCAGCAACAUAUGAGGAAUUCAGUUAAGACUCCCAAUCUUGUCAGACAUUCUCCAUCUGAAGAUAAGAUGUCCCCAGCUUCUCCAAUGGAUGAUAUUGAAAAAGAACUGAAGGCAGAAGCUAGUCUAAUGGAUCAGAUGAGUAGUUGUGAUAGUUCAUCAGACUCCAAAAGUUCAUCAUCUUCAAGUAGUGAGGAUAGUUCCAGUGACACUGAAGAUGAAGAGUGCAGACCCUCUCCUUCCAAUGCAGGGGACUGUAUCUCAGGACAUCUUGUCCUGCCAUCUGUGCCACGGUGCAGCAUGCCUGAUAUAGACGGUGGCCAUAAUAUGUAUCACGACAACAAUGGCCUGUUGAUGAGCACUUUAAGAAAUGAUUUGCAGCUGAGUGAAUCAGGAAGUGACAGUGAUGACUGAAGAAAAAUUCUGCUAUAAAUAUAAAUCUUAACAAGACAUAAUUUGUUAUAUUAUAAAAUAAAAAUCCUUAAGAC